Messenger RNA from Moneuplotes crassus, 6584 nucleotides. The record is from the annotation of a GenBank genome assembly. NCBI's taxonomy places the organism in Eukaryota, Ciliophora, Spirotrichea, Euplotida, Euplotidae.
AAGAAUGAACUUUGAGAUUGGAGACUUGUCGCAGAAGGUUAAAAAGCUACAAUCAAGUAAUAACCAACAACAGAUAGGAUACUUACUGAAGAGAGAUCAAGAAGUUAGUGCCAUCAGGGUUCAUAAAGCAGUAGACAGAUACAUCGCAAUUGCUGAUAAAUCAAUGUCCUUCUCGCUUGAAGAAAACAGUUCCAAAUAUCCAGAGCCUGAAGAAGACUCUGAAGAUGAAGAAGAGAAGGAAGAAUACUCUAGUGGAUCCUCGAGCCUUAUUUCUAGAGAAUCAAGCGUGCAGGAUGCAUCUAGAGACUCUUCUGCUUCAUCAGCUUUAGUCAGGGAGUCCUUCCCAAACAGGAGGCUGAGUGUUUCAAACGUUAAGUUAAAAAUUACUCACAAAAAUUUCAAAUUGAUCCUUAUGAUCCUAAGUGCUCUAAAGCAGAAGAGUUCAGACUCUUUGGUAGUUCAAUUCGCUGACAAAAUUGUAUCAAAUCUGGAGAACACCCACUACGUCGGCCUGAGUACCGCUCAUAAAGAAAAACUUGAACACAUGUUCCUGUAUAAACUUUUCAAAUACAUUAGUGAAGCAUUUAAAAUUGAAAAGCAUGAUGAAGUACGCCUUGGAAGCGUCUCUUCUUCAGACUCUGCAGUCGCCGGACUUGAUCAGAUUAAGACUUCUCUAACCCAGAAUAUUAAGAAUAACUUGGUUAAGAGAGUUAGAGAGGUCCUGGAUGAUCCAAAGUCUAAUGCUGGGAGCGUUGGGUAUGUUGCUGGAGUUUCAACUCUAGUACCUUAUUUAUCAGAAUCUGUUAGUGAAAUGAUAGUUUCAAGCGUAUCAGAUGCUAUUAAAAGUAAACGCGAGUAUAUCUAUGACCUCCUACCACUGAUCAUUGCCGUUCUAAAGAUUUACCCAUCCAAAUUUUCGAAAGACCUGACCAACACACUUCUCAAGCUAAGCAUCAGUCAAACAAAGAAAGGGAAGAAACGAUCAAAAAGUUUAUACCUCUCCUUACAACUCCUUCUUUCAAAUUUAAAAGGAGAUAGUGCCUCAUUUGAUAAAAAAUUUGGGGAUAUAAAUCCUAAAGCAUUUCUCAAGAGUAAACCUCUCGCAAAGAUCUUCAUCAGAUUUUUCAUUGAAAGCUAUUAUUCGGAAGAAGCCACAGAAAGCCAAAGAAAGGAGGGCCAAGCAAUGCUAUCCACUCUUGAAGAGAGUCUUAAGGAAAAUUCAAAAUCAUCAUCUGAUGAGUCAAAGAAGCAAAUCUUAAACUAUAUUUACUCUGAAAUACUAUGCUACUGAAUGAUAACGACAGGAUUCAUAAAGGAUGAUAUUAGAAUAGGCUCCACAAUUCACGAACAAGUUAACUUUUUCCUCCGAGUAUAUGUUAAAUCAUGUGGAUAUCUUUCACAGGUGUCUCCAGUUUCCUUAUGAGCUUACCUAAGUCUUAUACUUGCUGAAUCGAGGAAUAGUGAUCUCUUCCAAGGUGAUCCAAGAGAACAUGAAAAGGAGAUGGUCAACCUACUCUAUUAUUCUGCACUGAUCUCUAAUUCCCCAGACUUCAUAGAUCUUAUCUUUGGAGAACUGGAGUAUAUCUCCAGAGCACUGCUAGAUCAUGGUCUUCCUCUGACUUUGAUUAGCAAUGUAAUAUCAAACCACAACAGCCAGAUGUUCGGCAACUCGCUCUCAAUCAAGGAUUCAGAUACCCAAAUCAAAAAUGAAGUUAUUGUAUUUGAAAGUGAAUCAGAUGGUGCAAUAAUGCUCAACUCAAACAAAAACAACCCAAAGUUCUGCAUCUCAAUCUUGAAUUUUCUCUCGAAUAUCAUGGGCCACAUAGUCAAGUCUGAUUAUAGUUUAUAUGAAUCUGGAGGAGGACAUCAAAACCUUCAAAUGGCCUCGAGACAAAUCAGAUGAAUCUUUAUCCCAAUCGUUGAAUUUGUCUAUAGCUCAAUAUUUUCCAACAACCUUAUCAAUGAAAUCGACCCUUCCCUCAAGAGGCUUUACACAAAGAUCAUCAGAAAUAUAUGGGGAUACAUCAUCAUAUUCAGAGGGCUAUCUGAGAAACUUAUCUCAUUUGAGGAGUUAUUUGACCCAGAUUGCUAUUCAUCCCUCGAACUAAUGAGCUUAGCAUAUUUAAUAACUCCUCCAUUGAUCUCGGAGCAUUCGAGUACUGAGCCAAAUGCUCUUCUUGAGCCUGAAUUUCCACCAGAAAUCGUUAAAAUUCUUUCAAGCGAUCUCGAAAGUUAUUUUAAAAAGAAAUACUCAAAACAAAAGAAAAUGUUUGAAAAGUUACCAGAAGAUUUACUUAUUCUUCUUGGAGAGAUUGAGCUAGUAUACUCACAUCAACUAGUUUAUCUCAACACAGUGAGUAUUGACGAUUCCUUAUCUGGACAACCUCUACCUCAUCUCAUUGAAGAUAUUUUCUAUUAUCUCAAACAUGACGACAUCAUAGCACUGCCAGAUAUGGUCUGUAUUAUCACAGCACAAGCUCAUAAUUUCCUCGAGUUAUAUUUCCAAAUAGUUUUGGAGAAAGAAAAAGCGUCAUCAUUCAUAAGAGACAUUAUUUCAAAAUCACUUUCUGUGUUCAUUGAAAAUCUGUGUUAUGGCAACAAAUAUGUAUCAAACAUUAUAGAUGAAUAUCCUUAUAUUUUUCUGUGGAAAUCUGUACUCUUAAGCUACAAGACCUCGAUUGAUCAAUUGGCACACCUGAAAUAUCUUGAAUACGGAACCAUACCUGAGGUCAGCCAUAGCCUUAGAGCUGCUUUCGAUUCGAACAAAACUACAGAUCCCUUUAAAGAACUAAUGAAACAACUCAAGCUUCUUACUCUUUUCGCACUGAUCUGCAAUCAUUCUCAUUUCAAAAUGAUUGUGAAAAACAUUGAAAUUGAAAGUAAAAGAGAGAAACUAUUCCAAAAUAUCAGUCUCGAGUCAAAUGUCAACAACUUCACUCUAAAUCUAAUCAAGAAAUGGAUAUCUGAAUACUCUCCCAAACAUGAUGAAUACAAACAAAGAAUCGAUAUGAUUAUCAACCCGAAGCAAUCAGCCUCUAAAUUACCUGAAAAGGUUAUUAACUCAUAUUUCUUAAGCGAUAUAACAUCAGAAGAUUUCCUUGUUGACCCUCUCACUAUUCUUAGUUUUGACCAUAACUCUGUUGUCCCUUAUAUGAAAAAUAUUAAUUAUUUCAUCGAACUGGCUGAAAACAUUCUUAGAGCAUAUGCUCAGUACAAUGAAGACGGUCAAGAAGAGAGUGGGUAUCAACAGGACCAAGUUACUCAAUCAAUUGAAGAAUAUUUUAACAGAACUAACAAGUAUAUUAAAAACGGAAACCAUUCUGAUGCUUACUCAAAUUACAUGACCCUGCAAUCUUUAUAUAUUGCCUUGAAGAAGUCUAAGAAUAUGAUAUUAGACAGCACAAUCAGAGAGUUAAUGAGCAGAAUCAUCACAAUUGCAUCAACUGACAACCAUGGCAGCUUGUUAUUCGGGUUUGACCAGUUAAUACAAUACUUCCAAACAAAUGAUUGGGUCAAUGAUGCUAAUUUAUUCUGUGACCUUUUCUUCGGACAAUCUACUUGCUGGAAUAUCUUUUCAAAUAUGUUUUCUCAAAGCGCUAAAGAGUCAAAAUUCUUGCCACCAAUAUUCAGAAUUCAUAAUGCAUUUGAACAUCGAAUCCACCGUAGAAGAGCUGAACUACAGAAUCUUAAUAAAGAAAUCACAAUAUCCACAUCGAAGGACGAAAUAUACAUUGACCAGGAUAAAAAGAUGAAAGCUAGAGAGCUCUGAAAUUAUAUCGAAAUUUAUGUCAGAUUCAUCAAGAAUUCAGUCAUACGUAACAUGAUUUUUAAGAAAAGAGCUAAUGUCGAAAAGGUGCUGUCAAAGAUCAUUCAUGUCUGUGAGCUAGACAUUUCCAAGCUCUUCAGAGUAAAUCCAGUAACCCUGGCUUCUGAAGUUAGUCAUAAGAGAUUGAUUCAGUUGUACUCUGUGCUGACAGAUUUCGCAUUUGAUGCAUUUUUAUGAUUCACUCAGCUGCCUUACGAGAGUGAACUUCUUCCUGCUUGAACAGAGGCACUAAUAAAGUUCAUAAUGAAAAUUUGGAUAAAUCUAGACACGAUAAAAUACUAUGAAAGGCAAGACCAAAUGUAUAAAAUGGUUCAUCUUCUACAAGGAUUGCUUUCUCUUAUUCCAUUAUGAGAAACUUCUCAUGUCAAGACAGCUGUAAAUAUAAUAGCAGCUCAGCAAAUUCCUGACACAUAUCAAAGCAUUAACAUUUCAAAAGAAAGCAUCUUCUCUCGAACCAUGAAAUCACUCCUACUUCAAGAAAAAGACCUCAAGGAAGGUUAUAACUUUUUAGGUGACAUACAGUUUGUGAUAACAACUUGGAUCAAUCAACUCUAUGCACACAACUACAAUUAUUCUUGCCCAAAGAACUACGAAGUAACUCCUUUGACAAAGAAAAGUAUGAUGGUGAUCUACUUUCCUGAGGCAGCAUUUAAAAUUUUCUCAGAGUGAGCUCCGAAGGGAAGCUCAAAAUACACUAGUGCUUUUAAAUCCUUUGAAAGCAACUGUGAGAAAGCAGUACUUACAUUCCCAGAAAAGUAUUUGGAGUAUUCCACUGCUUUGAAGAUAUAUACUUCACAAGAUAUAGCAACUAGUGAGCCUACUCCGAAGGAGUUUAAAGAAUAUCUUCAUUUAUGGCAUUGAUUUGAUCUGGGUAUUAGUAAAUACCUUUGUAGGAACUAUGAUAACUGAGAUACUUUGCACUACCUAUCACUUCAAUUCUUAAACUAUGCAUCCAGGGACUCAUUACUAUUCCUCUCAAGUGAGCUUUUCCAGGCUCUCAGGACCUACACAGAUGGAAAAGUUGAAAACUUUUUAGUAAAGAUAUCCACAAAAUGGCCUUCCCUCACCCACAGAAUAAUCUGGAUGGCUGAAGUUGAAACUGAACCAAGCGAGGAUGAUAAAGACAGAAAAGUUCCUUUAGAUAGAGAAGACAUUCUCCCAGAAACCUGCCAAAGGAUUAUCGAUCGAAUUCUUUCAACUAUCAGAAAGCAUGAAAAGAUUCUGUUCCAAACAGAGUCAGGCUUCUUCGAAGAUGUAACUGCUAUUUCUGGUAUUAUGAAGCCAUCUAUGUCAAAAGAUGAGAAGAGAGCAAUAAUUAAGGAUAAUUUAAUCAGAAUUAACAGAAUAGUCCAGUCCAGAACUAGUGGUUAUCAAUCAAAUCAAAAUAACCAACAUAAUGAGGAUGUACCUGAGUGGAUCCCGAAUGCAGGAAAUGAAGAGAUUGCAGAAUACCUGAAGAGUCUUUAUCUUCCAACUAACCCAUCUUGUAAAGUGGUCAGCAUUGUUGAGACUAGUGGAGCUCCAAUGCAAAGUGCUGCUAAAUGUCCCUUUAGAGUCACCUUUAAUGUAGUAGAGGAGGCUCCGAAUAAGAAAGUUAAAGAAGAAGAGAAAGUAGCUGAUGAUAUGAGUAUCAUCUCUGAAGGAAAGCUUACUCAAAUUAACUCUAUAAUUGGACGGCAGGGUCGAGAAAGUGUUAAUAGUGACUUCUCCAGUAUCAACGAAAGAUGGAGAAACGAUGAAGAUCAAAUAUUUAGUUCACACAAAAAUUUCAGAAAGAUCAUGACUUUUAACCGCAAACAUAGUGUCUCAUCUUUUAUGGCCAAAAACAAUGAGAAUUCGAGAGGAGGAAUGGUAAAUCACUCAACUAAAAAUGUUGUCAUGAAUAACAUCGUGGUUCCUCAAAAUAAGACUAAACUGAACAAGAGGAACACUUCAAACAUCCAAAAAGUAUCAUGCAUCUUCAAAGUCUUUGAUGAUGUGCGACAAGAUAUUUUAGCGAUCAGAAUAGUCAAGUUAUUUAAAGAAAUUUUUGAAACUUUCGAGCUUGACUUGCACCUCUUCCCAUACAAUGUUCUUUGCAACAGAACUGGAGAAAAGAGAAACAUUGGAGGAAUCAUUGAGUGUGUUCCCAACACCCACUCCAGAGAUGAGCUUGGGAAGGACUAUGACGUCAACAUGUACCAAUACUUCGUUGAAAAAUUUGGAAGUGAAGACUCCCAAGGAUUCAAGAAAGCCCAACAAAAUUUCAUCAGGAGUUUAGCUGGUUACAGUGUAUUUUCAUACAUCGUUCAGCCCAAAGAUAGACACAACGGAAAUAUCAUGAUCGAUGAGAUUGGAAACCUGGUUCAUAUCGACUUUGGAUUCAUUUUUGAUUGGUCUCCCGGAGGGGAUAUGAGAUUUGAAUCGGCUGAUUUCAAAUUUACUAAAGAAAUGAUUAUGAUUCUUGGAGAAAACAAAAACUCGAAAGCAUACCAACUAUUCGUGAGCAAGGCUAUCCAGGGAUACCUAGCUAUUAGAAAGUUUGCUAAGCAGAUAAUAGAUAUGGUAUUUUUUAACCUUCACAGUGGCCUCCCCUGCUUCAAGACCAAGAGUAUGAAGCUUCUAACCAAGCGUUUCAGACUGGAUUUGAAUGAGUGCCAAGCUGCUCAGCACUACAGAAAAAUCAUCAAUAAUGCUCAUGCCAAAUGGACAACAAAAGUAUAUGACCAGAUCCAAUAUCUCCAAAAUAAGAUUUCUUACUAAGAAUGCUCAACCCAAC